Aedes albopictus (Asian tiger mosquito) is the source of this 480-nucleotide messenger RNA. Its product is annotated as cuticle protein 8-like. Gene Ontology annotation, cellular component: extracellular matrix. The transcript is spliced from 2 exons. The record is from RefSeq and is a predicted model, not a curated record. The coding region runs from base 32 to 478 and encodes 148 amino acids. Lineage: Eukaryota; Metazoa; Arthropoda; Insecta; Diptera; Culicidae.
UUUCGACGAUGAUUUAGCAACUACCUACAAGAUGUUAAAUACCGCAACAGUAUUACUAGUUCUGAUAGUAGGUGGCCACUUGACUCAUUCCCAAAAUCAAAAUGUCGACCAGAGUGAGGAGUGGGAUCUUGCUCGGAAGAGCAAAGGCGACAUUCAACAACAAGAGCCCCAGGAGAAAAUCAGCGAGAGUAGUGUGCAACCUAAUUACGAGUUUGCGUAUGGAGUCUAUGAUCCGAUAACGGGUGACCAUAAGGAUCAGUGGGAGAAACGUGUCGGGGACCACGUACAAGGCGUUUAUAAAUUAGAUCAACCGAAUGGCAGAAAGCGGAUUGUGGAAUAUGAAGGCGAUAGCAAGCGGGGAGUUGAGCAGACUGUGAAGGAAGUGGACGGAGCCGGAAAAGUCGGUAGAAGAGAGCAGUUGAACGGAAUUGGUCACAGUUAUAACACUCUGAAGAAAAUAGAUGCAACUAUAAAAUAAUA